AUGGCUUCACGAGCCUUGCUUUUAAUUUCUUCAUUCAUCGGAGCAAUAUUGAUCGCGUCGAUAAGCGGAACACAAUAUCUAUUCGCCUCUUACGGACCAGCAUUAGCGCAUCGGUUAAAAUUUUCUUCGGUGCAAACUAAUACGGUCGCUAGCGCUGCAAAUUACGGUUGUUACUUGUCAACUCCACUUUUUGGUCAUAUUUCGGACAAGUAUGGUCCUAAAACAUCCACAUUAUUCGCCUCGGUGACGUUAUUUUUCAGUUUCCUUGGUUUGGCAUUAACCUAUCAUGGCAGUCUACCGCCACUUUUUUCACUUUGUGCAAUCUAUCUUUUCUUUACGGGAAUGGCUUCAGCAGCAGGAUUUAUGGCAGUGUUAACAACUCAAGCAAAGAAUUUCCCAAAGAUUCGAGGUAUAGCACUCGGAAUUCCAUUAGCCUUAUUUGGACUUUCAGCAUUUAUAUUCUCAACAAUUGAAACUUUGUUUUUCGACAUUAGCGGCUGGGAUUUAUUCCGUAAUGACGACGCACAAAAUUUAUUUUUUAUUCUAUUACUCACAGGUGGUGUUGGAUUGAUGUACAUCAAUAAUGUCGGUUCAAUACUGAAAAGUUUAUUCGACACGACUUCAAUGGUAGAUGAUCAUGAAAAGCUAUUAACUUAUCAGAAUUUCCACGUCUCUCUGAUCUCAGUAUUCUCAUGUAUCGGUCGUAUAUCUUCAGGAUUUACUUCGGAUCUCUUCAAACAAACAUUUAAUUUGCGACGAAUAUGGUUUUUGCUAUCGGCGUCAAUUUUACUUUUAAGUGGGCAAAUUAUCGUCGGGUUUUUCGUGACGCAUUUGGAGACAUUGUGGAUUGGGAGUAUGUUUAUUGGAUUGGGUUUCGGCAAUUUAUUUGGAAUUGCACCCACUAUUGCUAGUGAAUGGUUUGGGUUGAGUAGAUUUGGUUUAAAUUGGGGAUUUUUAUCUUAUUCCAUCGCAAUUGGCGGUCAAUUUUACAGUCUCAUAUUCGGAUUCAAUCGGGAUUGGCAACACCAUAAAUGUUCAGGCGUAAAUUGCUAUACUCAUGUUUUCUGGCUCACUUCUACCACUUGUCUAUUGAGUGUAUUGUUGAUAAUAAGACUCUUAUGGAAUCGAUAUCGACGACGAAAUGAACAGACAAAAUUGUCAUCCUCAUCAUCGAGGUCAAGCUAA
Messenger RNA from Ambispora leptoticha, 1185 nucleotides. The record is from the annotation of a GenBank genome assembly. Lineage: Eukaryota; Fungi; Glomeromycota; Glomeromycetes; Archaeosporales; Ambisporaceae.